GCGGGGGAGCCGCCGCCGCAGCUCUCUACAAGCAGGAAGAAGAGGAAAACAUGGUGCGGUGACAAGACGCCCGGACGCCGACCGAGAACAGGAGCCAGCUCUUUCCUUUCAGCCUGCUCAGGACACGGAAGAUACCUGUGGUGCAAAGAUGAGUCGGAGGCGCGCAGACUCCCAGGGUUCCCUGGGGCCUGACGAUGAGGUCAUGCCGUACAGUGACGAUGAGACGGAUGACGAAUUGGAUGCAAGCUCUGAAGAAGAAGAACCAGAAGCGCCACCAGGAGCACCGCACCCCGAGGUGGAAGCUAAACCCACCGAGAUGCCAUGGAAGGUGAAAGCCAAUGACAGACCUUAUCAUCACCUGCCAGAGUUUCAGAAAAAAGUCUUCCUGUGUAUCAAGAAGAGCAGAUACUCCGGAAAUGCCAUCAAGACGUACAAGUACAACGUCCUCACAUUCAUCCCCCUGAACCUGUACGAGCAGUUUAAGAGAGUUGCCAACCUCUAUUUCCUGGCUCUGCUCAUCCUACAGAUUAUUCCAGACAUUACCACCCUGCCCUGGUACACCACACUGGUUCCUCUGGUCGUGGUGCUGGGAGUCACUGCCAUCAAGGACCUGGUGGACGACCUGGCACGUCACAGGAUGGACAAGGAGAUCAACAACAGGAAGUGUGAGGUGCUGCUGGAGAACAGGUUUCAGGAGACAAAGUGGAGGAACGUCGAGGUUGGAGAUGUGGUUCGUCUGAAGAAGAACGACUUUAUUCCGGCUGACAUCCUGCUGUUAUCCAGCUCCAACCCAAACAGCCUGUGCUACGUCGAAACAGCCGAGCUCGACGGAGAAACCAACCUGAAGUUUAAGAUGGGACUCCGAGUGACUGAUGAGAGGCUGCAGGAGGAGCGUCAGCUGGCCCAGUUUGAUGCCCUGAUCGAGUGCGAGGAGCCCAACAACCGCCUGGACAAGUUCACGGGGGCGAUGCUGUGGCAGAGGGAGCGCUACCCUGUGAACCUGGACAACAUGCUGCUCCGAGGCUGCAAGAUCAGGAACACCGAGGAGUGUCACGGGCUGGUCAUCUUCGCAGGAGCCGACACCAAAAUAAUGAGGAACAGCGGCAAGUCGAGGUUCAAGAGGACCAAAAUUGACGAGCUGAUGAACUACAUGGUUUACACAAUCUUCGUGCUGCUGAUCCUGGUGGCAGCAGGUCUGGCCAUCGGUCACACCUUCUGGUACGAGGAGAUCGGCUCCAAGGCCUGGUAUCUGUACGACGGCAAAGGCCAGGACGCCUCCUACAGGGGCUUCCUCAGCUUCUGGGGAUACAUCAUUGUCCUCAACACCAUGGUGCCCAUUUCACUUUACGUCAGUGUGGAGGUCAUUCGUCUGGGCCAGAGUAAGUUCAUCAACUGGGACCUGCAGAUGUAUUUCUCAGAGAAAGACACACCAGCUAAGGCUCGAACCACCACCCUGAACGAGCAGCUCGGACAGAUCGAGUACAUCUUUUCCGACAAGACGGGAACUCUGACACAGAACAUCAUGCAGUUCAAGAAGUGCACCAUCGCUGGACGCACCUAUGGUGAACCAACCACUGCUGAGGGAGUGACACUGGACCGAGGAAGGCCUGUGGACUGGAGCUGGAACCGGCACGCUGACAGGAAGUUCCAGUUCAUGGAUCAUUCCCUGGUUGCUUGCAUCCGAUCCAGGAAGGAUAAGGAUGUUACAGAGUUCUUCAAACUGCUCUCCCUCUGCCACACCGUCAUGGUGGAUAACAAAGAUGGUGAGCUGUUGUACCAGGCGGCGUCUCCCGAUGAGGGCGCUCUGGUGACCGCAGCCAGGAACUUCGGCUACGUGUUUCUGUCCCGUACGCAGGACACCAUCACCAUCAGGGAGCUGGAGCAGGAGACAACCUACGAAAUGUUGGCGCUGCUCGACUUCAACUCCGACCGCAAGCGCAUGUCUAUCAUCUUGAAGUUUCCUGAUGGUCGCAUUCGUCUCUACUGUAAAGGAGCUGACACUGUCAUCUAUGAGCGACUUUCCCCCAACUCCAGACACAAAGACACCACCCAGUCAGCUCUGGAUGACUUUGCCAACGCGACCUUGCGGACACUGUGCUUGUGUUACAAAGACAUCAGCGCGGACGAGUACAACGUCUGGUCCAGGAAACACAAAGACGCGCAGUUGGCCAUGGUCGACAGAGAUGAUGCCCUCGACAGUGUGUACGAGCAGAUUGAGAGCAACCUGAUGCUGAUCGGGGCAACAGCCAUCGAGGACAAAUUACAGGACGGAGUGCCGGAGACCAUCGCCACUCUGGCCAAGGCCGACAUCAAGAUCUGGGUCCUGACUGGAGACAAGAAAGAAACGGCAGAGAACAUUGGAUACUCCUGUUCGCUUUUGACGGACGACAUGCAUAUCCACUACGGAGAAGACGUCAAUCAGAAGCUGAGGACUCGUCAGGCCAACAGGAGAAACGAGCCUCCGACUGCCCACCGAGGCAAAAAGAGACUGGUCCAGCCUUUCUUCACUGAGCUGGGUAAAAACGCUCUCAUCAUCACCGGAGGAUGGCUGAACGAGAUUCUGUACGAAAAGAAGAAGAAACGCCGUCGCCUGCGUUUGCGCCGCCUGGGAAAGCGGCCGCCUCCCAGCACCCCUCAGGACGGACAGCCGAUGGACGACUGGGAGAAGGAAAUGAGACAGAUUGACUUUGUGGACAUGGCCUGUGAGUGUGAGGCGGUCAUCUGCUGCCGGGUCACGCCCAAACAGAAGGCUAACGUGGUGAGUUUGGUGAAGAAGUACAAGAAAGCUGUGACACUGUCCAUCGGAGACGGAGCCAACGACGUCAACAUGAUCAAGACUGCAGACAUCGGUGUGGGCAUCAGCGGUCAGGAGGGGAUGCAGGCCGUCAUGUCCAGCGACUACGCCUUUGCUCAGUUCCGCUACCUGGAGCGCCUCCUGCUGGUGCACGGGCGCUGGUCCUACAUCCGAAUGUGCAAGUUCCUGCGCUUCUUCUUCUUCAAGAACUUCGCCUUCACACUGGUCCACUUCUGGUACUCCUUCUUCAGCGGAUACUCCUCACAGGUCGCCUAUGAAGACUGGUUCAUCACUCUCUACAAUCUGUGCUACAGCAGCUUACCUGUUCUACUAGUUGGACUUCUUGACCAGGACGUUAAUGACAAACUGAGCCUGAAAUUUCCCAAACUCUACCUACCCGGCCAGCAGGGGACACUGUUCAACUACAGAAACUUCUUUGUCAGCUUGUUCCACGGCAUCUUCGUCUCGCUCAUCAUCUUCUUCAUCCCUUACGGAGCCUUCCUUCAGACCAUGGGGCAGGACGGAGAGGCCCCCUCUGACUACCAGUCUUUUGCUGUUGUCACUGCGUCGUCGCUCAUUUUCACAGUCAACCUGCAGAUGUCUCUGGAUACCUCCUACUGGACCUUCGUCAACUGCUUUGCGGUUCUGGGUAGCAUAGCCAUCUACUUCGGCAUCAUGUUUGACAUCCACAGUGCUGGGAUUCACGUCAUCUUCCCCGAAUAUUUCAAAUUCACUGGUGCAGCAUCGAACGCUCUGCGACAGCCCUACCUGUGGUUGACCAUCAUCCUGACUGUGGGCAUCAGCCUGCUGCCCGUCAUCUGCAUUCAGUUCCUCCACAAAACAAUCUGGCCCUCUGUAGGAGACAAGGUUCACAGAAACAGGAAGAAAUAUGAGCUGGAGAUGCAACAGGAGGAGAAGAAAAAGCCGUCAGCCUUCCAGCGUGGCCGCCGUUCCCGCCGCUCUGCCUACGCCUUCUCUCACUCACGUGGCUACGCCGACCUCAUCUCGUCAGGUCGGAGCAUUCGGCGGCGCCCGACAGCCCGUGCCACGCCCCAGGACAGCAUCAGGGAGGUACCCCAGAGAGAGGCAGAAAACAUCUGACGGGGGCUGAAUGGAGAUGGAGCAGAACUGU
This is a messenger RNA of Chelmon rostratus (copperband butterflyfish), 3926 nucleotides long. RefSeq names its product ATPase phospholipid transporting 8B1 (gene atp8b1). Lineage: Eukaryota; Metazoa; Chordata; Actinopteri; Chaetodontiformes; Chaetodontidae. Gene Ontology annotation, cellular component: plasma membrane. Gene Ontology annotation, molecular function: ATP binding; ATPase-coupled intramembrane lipid carrier activity; ATP hydrolysis activity. The record is from RefSeq and is a predicted model, not a curated record. The coding region runs from base 149 to 3895 and encodes 1248 amino acids. The transcript has 30 exons. Gene Ontology annotation, biological process: Golgi organization; phospholipid translocation.